GGCACUAUUUGUAGCUGGUGUGGUGGAAGGACACAGUGAGGUUCUCACCCACCGCCCCCCGCCCCUCUUUCCCAUCCUCAUUUCCAUCAAAGCAAAACCGGGGAAGCGCAAGGAUCCCUGAGUUCCGAGUGUGCUACGGCUAGGACUGUCACUCAUUCUCUGAUCAGCGCGUGAACGCAGCUCGGCAGCGGCUGGCAGGAAACAAUUCUGCAAAAAUAAUAAUACCAAGACUGGCAAUUGUCUGCCUGUAGGACUUCUGCUCUGUCGCCGUCCAGACUCAUUGCAAGGGGGGAACACAAAAAAAUUACCUUUGCAAGAACAUCCUUCCCAACCAGCAGAUUACAAUGCUGCAAACUAAGGAUCUCAUCUGGACUUUGUUUUUCCUGGGAACUGCAGUUUCUCUACAGGUGGAUAUUGUUCCCAGCCAAGGGGAGAUCAGUGUUGGAGAAUCCAAAUUCUUCUUAUGUCAAGUGGCUGGGGAAGCCAAGGAUAAAGACAUUUCCUGGUUCUCCCCCAAUGGAGAAAAGCUGACCCCAAACCAGCAGCGGAUCUCAGUGGUACGGAAUGAUAAUUUUUCCUCCACUCUUACCAUCUACAAUGCCAACAUUGAUGAUGCCGGCAUCUACAAGUGCAUUGUUUCAGGAGAGGACGGCAGUGAAUCAGAGGCCACCGUCAAUGUGAAGAUCUUCCAGAAACUCAUGUUCAAGAAUGCACCAACUCCUCAGGAGUUCAGGGAGGGAGAAGAUGCCGUGAUCGUGUGUGAUGUGGUCAGCUCACUGCCCCCUACCAUCAUCUGGAAACAUAAAGGCCGAGAUGUUAUCCUGAAAAAAGACGCCAGGUUCAUAGUUCUGUCCAACAACUACCUGCAGAUCCGCAGCAUCAAGAAAUCGGAUGAGGGGACAUACCGCUGUGAGGGCCGGAUCUUGGCCCGUGGGGAGAUCAACUUCAAGGACAUUCAAGUCGUUGUAAAUGUACCACCCACUGUUCAGGCCAGGCAGAGCACAGUGAAUGCAACGGCAAACCUUGGCCAGUCGGUCAUACUGAUGUGUGAGGCGAAAGGUUUUCCGGAGCCCACGAUGAGUUGGACAAAGGAUGGAGAACAGAUUGAAAUAGAAGAAGAUGACAAGUAUGGCUUCAGUGAAGAUAGCUCUGAACUGACCAUCAGGAGAGUGGACAAGAGUGAUGAAGCGGAGUAUGUCUGCAUUGCUGAGAACAAAGCAGGAGAGCAAGAUGCUUCCAUCCAACUGAAAGUCUUUGCAAAACCCAAAAUUAACUAUGUGGAGAACAAAACUGCCAUGGAAUUGGAAGAGCAGAUUACUCUUACCUGUGAGGCCUCAGGAGACCCCAUUCCCUCCAUCACCUGGAGAACUUCCACAAGAAACAUCAGCAGUGAAGAAAAGGCUUCGUGGACUCGACCAGAGAAGCAAGAGACUCUGGACGGGCAUAUUGUGGUAAGCAGCCACGUGCGGGUGUCAUUGACACUGAAGAGCAUUCAGUACACGGACGCUGGAGAGUAUAUCUGCACAGCCAGCAACACCAUUGGCCAGGAUUCCCAGGCUAUGUACCUCGAAGUACAAUAUGCCCCCAAGCUUCAGGGCCCCGUGGCUGUGUACACCUGGGAAGGGAACCAGGUCAACAUCACGUGUGAGGUGUUUGCCUAUCCCAGCGCCACCAUCUCCUGGUUCCGAGAUGGGCAGCUGCUGCCAAGCUCCAACUACAGCAAUAUCAAGAUAUACAACAGCCCCUCCGCUAGCUAUCUAGAGGUGACCCCUGACUCUGAGAAUGACUUUGGAAACUACAAUUGCACUGCAGUGAAUCGUAUUGGUCAAGAGUCCUUAGAGUUCAUCCUUGUCCAAGCAGAUACUCCAUCUUCACCAUCCAUUGACGAAGUGGAGCCAUAUUCCAGCACGGCACAGGUUCACUUUGAUGAGCCUGAGGCCACAGGUGGAGUGCCCAUCCUCAAAUACAAAGCUGAGUGGAGAGUUGUGGGUGAGGAGAUGUGGCAUUUCAAGUGGUAUGAUGCCAAGGAAGCAAACAUGGAAGGUAUCAUCACCAUCAUGGGCCUGAAGCCUGAGACAACUUAUGCCAUCCGACUGUCUGCUCUCAAUGGAAAGGGAUUGGGGGAGAUCAGUGGGGUCUCCGAGUUCAAAACACAGCCAGUCCACACCCCUCCUUCACUGACUCCUGCUAGUCCUUCCUUCCAUGCUACAUUGUCUGCCUCAGACAAAGGAGAGCCCAGUGCACCCAAGCUGGAAGGGCAGAUGGGAGAAGAUGGGAACUCUAUUAAAGUGAACUUGAUCAAACAGGACGACGGAGGAUCCCCUAUCAGACACUAUCUGGUCAAGUACAGAGCGCUGUCUUCAGAGUGGAAACCUGAGAUCAGACUCCCCUCAGGCAGUGAUCACGUCAUGUUGAAAGCCCUGGAAUGGAAUGCGGAAUAUGAGGUCUUUGUGGUGGCCGAGAACCAGCAGGGGAAAUCCAAGGCAGCCCAUUUUGUAUUUAGGACCUCUGCCCAGCCAACAGCUAUCCCAGCCAAUGGCAGCCCCACCACCAGCCUGGGCACCGGUGCCAUUGUGGGCAUCCUCAUUGUCAUCUUUGUCCUCCUCUUGGUGGCUGUGGACAUCACCUGCUACUUCCUGAACAAGUGUGGCUUGCUUAUGUGCAUUGCUGUCAACCUGUGUGGAAAAGCUGGCCCAGGAGCCAAAGGAAAAGACAUGGAGGAAGGCAAAGCUGCAUUCUCGAAGGAUGAGUCCAAGGAGCCCAUAGUAGAGGUGCGGACAGAAGAGGAGCGGACCCCAAACCAUGAUGGAGGGAAACACACAGAGCCAAAUGAGACCACACCACUGACAGAGCCAGAGAAAGCCCCAGUAGAAGGAAAGUCCGCACCCCAGGAGACAGAAACCCAGCCAGCUCCAGCAGAAGUCAAGACGGUCCCCAACGAAGCCACACAAACAAACGGAAAUGAGAGCAAAGCGUGAUCAGUGACGGGAAAUUAAAAAGCAAACAUCACAUUAAAAAGUGACAGAACCACUUCCCCGGAACAUUUCUAGCAUCACACUCGCGUGCAUGUGCACGCGCACACACACACACACACACACACACGCUCACACUCACACUCACACAUAUCUCAUUCCUCUAGUGUCUUUUGCCUUUAAAAAAAAUCAAAAAAUCAGACAAAUAAGUAAACAAAUUGGGAUCUCCUUUUUGUAGGUUUGUUAAAAGGAUCCCUUUGUUGUGCAUUCACUUGUAAGGAAAUUUAAAAGAAAAAGAAAAAAAAAGGUUGAACCCACAGCCAAACUAGGACACUCCGUUCCCUGAAAUCAUUAACAAAAACAAUCCAACAGACGACAAAAAACCCCACCGAGUUAAGAAUCUAGGAAGCUCAGAACAAAUCUAGGUUUAGGAAGACAAUACUUUGCUUUCUCGGAUUUAGCACCCGAGCAGCUUCAGAGAAGUACUUUCUUCAGGCACGAUGACUAACCGAAUGAACAAAGUCCACAAUUUAUUUUUAUACUUUUCAGUCGAGUUUGAACUAUGUAAAGCCUCAUAAAUAAGUUAUAAUUUCUGUUCACUUUGUAUUUGUUCAGUAUGCAAAGUGUGUCACCCUUUCUAGCUGAAUUCAGUUCCCACGUAGACUCGUUUUGUAGGAAGGAUGCCAAAUUGCAGCUUCUGGGGGGUAGAUUUCAAUUUGCAGUAUUCAGACUUCUUUUCUUUUCUUUCUUUUUUUCUUUUUUUUUUCUGCCAACAUUAUUUUCCAGUGUUUACAAAUCAAGAAAUGUUUUAUUUUGAUUUGCGUUUCAAUGUCCACAUAAAAAGCUACCUUUUUUUUUUAAACAUAAUGGAUACAGUCUAGAGGUAGUAAGUUCUUCGCACACUUGCUUGACACAGGGAGACUUUUCAAAAUCUGAAUGUAGACAGUAACUGUUCCCCACUUCUUCUGUUUUCUUUCUCUACCUUUGGCUAACCUGGGUACAAACAAGAUUUUCUCUGGCUCUUUGCUUUUGGUUUUGGGGGGGCCAAGCUGCUUGCUGAUUACUCACUAGCUACAUCCAAGAAACAGACACUGCUUUUCCAGGCAUUCUGGCCCUUUCCUUGGAUGACUCUCCCUAGGUUUUGCUAAGUGAGGCGGAGAUUGUACAGUUGGGGCUGGUCUUGGCAAACACAUUUUAACCCCAACCAUCCCCCCUUUUUUUUAGAAAGCCAAAUGAAAAGGUAUAUGCAAACAAUUACUUUUCAGCCCAUAAAUCUAGAUUUGAGCGGAAGAGCAUGUGUGCUUCAGGGAAUUGUUGUCUUUUUUUUGGAAAUCUGUCGAAGUAAAGCAACAUUGGCCUUCUGUUCACUUGGACAGCACCUGUGAGAUCUGCUGUCUUGAUUCAUAAUACAACUCUCCUGGAUUAGGAACUGAGUGGGGGGGACAUACAGGAACUUUAAAAGGGGGUGGGAGGGGAGAAGGGUAAGACCAGCCCUUUGUAUAGAAAUUUUUCUUUUUUUUUUUUCUCAUUCUACUUUAGAACUGCAAGCUUGUGCACUGUGGAUGCGUGAAUAUUUUAGUGUGAAACGUGUUUUUGUCAUAGUAUUGAAAUAAAACUUCAACAUAGUUUGGUUGUGGAAGGUGUAGAAGAUAGUUCAGAAAAUUAUUCAGGAAAUAAAAUAACUCUUAAAAGGAACAGAAGCCUUUAAACAAAGAAAAUUAAAUAAUAAUGAUGAUGGUGAUUAUAAGUAAACAAAAACCAAUACUCCGGCAUGCAUUCCUUUCCUAAGGUAUGAUAAGGGAAGAGGUUAGGGUGGUGAGACUGUCAUCUGAGCCUGUUCCAUUAAAGCCACACUCUCCAGUAUACAUACAAUUCUGUAGUCUAAACAGUGGCAAUGCUAGAUUAUGAUUUCAAACUGUGAAAAACAAUGCUCUCAUCAUUUGCUAAAUGUGGGGUGCUCUUUAUUUUUUUCAGUUGGGUUGUGGGAUUUUUUUGCAUUUUUUCAGCUCCUGGGGAUGGAAAUGGAGGCCCCUGUAUGCACAACCCUGGCCUGUUCCUGUCACUAGGGCUUGCAUAAAUAUACAUUUUAAAUACACUGGCCUUCAGAAAACAAUAACAGUAGUAAAAGAGGCAUAAGAUGUCCAGCAGAUUGAGAGAGUAGGGCUUAUGAGUCAAGAAGGAAGGACCCAGACCUGCCCUGAGAUCACAGAGGAAUAUGUUGCAACAUCAGAAUUGUCCAGGGGAACCAAUUCCCUCAUCUUAUGAUGCUGAGGCUUUAGCCCACUUGACCAACACCAUUCUAUACCUCAAAGGGUGAUUAUUAAUUAAAGUGAGCAAGUGGAAGUCACAUUCUGAUGGCUAGGAACAGGUGGAGGCAUAUUUAGCACUCAGCUGGCUUUCAGAAUGACCUCUGAUACAGGAGAACUGAGGUACCAGGGGCCCUGAAUCUACCUAUCAUCAGCCCCAUAAAUGACAGCAGUCAUUAUCUACUUCUCCCGUUACACAUAAGUAUGUCUCACCUCUCAAAGUUUCUUUUUUUGUUUUUGUUUUCCUGUUCCUUUUUAAUUCUUCUAAAGUCAGAGGGAGUUACUUUACUUCCACGCUAUCCAUUUUUUUUUAAAUGGAUGAACUUAGUCUUAAUUUUUCUUAAUCCUUUGAAGGAGGGACCAACUUUAUCCAUUUUUCAAUGUGUGUGUUUAUACAUGUGUAUGUGUAUGCAUACGUAUUUACAUAAACACUCAUCAGUGGUCAAAUGCUACCAGUGGAGCAAUCACUCAACACCCCAGGCCACACAAAUCCAGAAAGGACCAUGGUGUAUUGGAGUGUGCAGCUUGCAAAGUGGAACUAUAUUUUCACACUUUUCUAUGGAGCCUUCCAGAUCCCAGGUUUUCGCCCUAGGCUGUUUGGAUAGUCGUUUUCAGAACUCCAUUAACAUCCCUACCCAGCAUUCCCUACUUUGGGGCCUUCUCUCUUGUUAUAAAACUUUUUACCAAGUGAAACAUUGACACCACCUUUAUUUCCAUUCUCACUGGUGUAAAUACUGAGUACUAACUGAGAAUUUUGACUUUGCAUUCUGUCAGAAUACUUGUGUUCAAUAAAAAUUAAA
Molecule: messenger RNA, 6078 nt
Organism: Phascolarctos cinereus (koala)
Lineage: Eukaryota; Metazoa; Chordata; Mammalia; Diprotodontia; Phascolarctidae
Source: RefSeq, a predicted model, not a curated record